Penicillium lagena is the source of this 1362-nucleotide messenger RNA. RefSeq names its product co-chaperone SGT1. Gene Ontology annotation, molecular function: protein-folding chaperone binding. Bases 1 to 1362 code for a protein of 453 amino acids. Gene Ontology annotation, biological process: protein stabilization. The record is from RefSeq and is a predicted model, not a curated record. NCBI's taxonomy places the organism in Eukaryota, Fungi, Ascomycota, Eurotiomycetes, Eurotiales, Aspergillaceae. The transcript has 2 exons.
AUGAACGCCGCCAGCCAGGGCGAGAAAGCCCUGUCCGAAAGCAACUGCCCCCUCGCAAUCCAGCACUACACACGCGCCCUCACCGAGCUCCCCCGCGCCCCACCCUACUACCUCCAACGCUCAACCGCAUACUCGCGCCUCAAGCCUGCAGACGGCGGCCCGGAUAGUAAAUCCGCGCUCCACGAUGCCGAGAUCGCACUAGUUCUCGCCCGAGACCGCGGCAAGCGCGAGCUCAUCCUCGCAGCGCAGAUGCGCCGCGGCGUUGCCCUAUACCAGCUCGAGCGGUUUGGCGAUGCGGCUUUUGUCUUUGGUAUUGUGGAGGGGAAGACCAAGACUGAGGAGGAGAAGGACAAAUCGGAGGGUAUCAAGGCUGCCAUGUCUGGCGCGGGUGGGAAGAAGAAUGCGUUUGCGGAACUGCCUAUUUGGAUGGCUAAGGUUCGGCGCAAGUUGAAUGAGCUGGGUGAGGGGCACGAGCAGACCAUUGUCUCUGUGCCGGAGUUUCCGGGAGAUGUCCGGGUGCCGUCGGAGAAGGAGCUGAAGGCGCAGUGGGAGGCUUUGAGGGCAGGCAAGUCAGUGCAGCAGACUGCUGGUGGUGGCGGUGCUCCUACAACUGUGUCGAAUGAUCCUGGUUCCAGCUUAGAGCCAGCUGCUACAGAACCAAGCAAGCCCAGCUCUGGACCAACAUCCCCACAGAAGGUCCGGCACGAAUGGUAUCAAUCCCAGGACUCAGUGGUGGUGACCUUGUACGUGAAGGGAAUAGCGAAGGAAAGCGUGGAGGUGGAGCUAAAAGACGACUCGGCGUCUCUUCAAUUCCCACUCCCCUCAGGCGCAGAUUACGCCUUCACUCUCGACCCGCUCUAUGCGCGCAUCGAUCCAUCCACCUCCAAAGUCUCGGUGAUGAGCACCAAGAUCGAAAUCACGCUACGGAAGCAAGUUGCUGGCCAGAAAUGGAAUGCACUGGAAGGGUCCACGUCAAUCUCGACAACGACUCUCGCUGAUCGGCCGGCUGCGGCUGCUCCAUCUACUUCAUCCGGUCCCGCAUACCCGACUUCUUCGCGCCACGGCGCAAAGGACUGGGAUAAAGUUGCAUCGUCGUUGACUGCGAAGAAACCCAAGGACAAGAAGAAGAAGGCCGCUGAUGAAGAAGGAAAUGGUGAAGACGACGUGUCAGACGCUGAGUCUGCAGACUCUGAACUCGGCGGCGAUGCCGUGGAUGGCUUCUUUAAGAAACUGUAUGCCGGUGCGGACCCGGAUACCCGCCGUGCGAUGAUGAAGAGCUAUGUCGAGAGCCAGGGAACGUCGCUGAGCACGAAUUGGCAGGAGGUUGCGAAGGGGAAGGUCGAGCCUCACCCGCCGAGCUGA